UCCAUCCAAAACCCAUUCUGUCAAAAUCCACUUCCACCUAAACCGACCAAACGCACCGAGCUGAGGACGGUCGGGAGUGAGCGCUCAUCAUCAUCAUCAUCAUCACCCUCCUCAUCCUCCUCCUCACAGCUGAAGAUGGCGGACCCGGCCGAGUGCACCAUCAAAGUCAUGUGCCGUUUUCGGCCUUUAAACAGUUCGGAGGUGAUGAGGGGAGACAAAUACAUCCCCAAAUUUCAAGCAGACGAUAAUGUGGUCAUCGGGGGAAGGCCGUAUGUGUUUGAUCGGGUGUUUCAGUCUAACACUUCUCAGGAGCAGGUUUACAACGCUUGUGCUCAGAAGAUUGUUAAAGAUGUGCUUGAGGGUUAUAACGGUACAAUAUUUGCUUAUGGGCAAACUUCCUCUGGAAAAACACACACCAUGGAGGGGAACCUGCAUGAUCAAGAUGGCAUGGGCAUUAUUCCGCGGAUCGUCCAGGAUAUAUUCAACUACAUUUACUCUAUGGAUGAAAACCUGGAAUUCCAUAUCAAGGUCUCCUAUUUUGAGAUUUACCUGGACAAGAUCAGGGAUUUGCUGGAUGUAUCUAAGACCAACCUGUCUGUACAUGAAGACAAGAACAGAGUUCCUUAUGUAAAGGGUUGUACUGAACGGUUUGUGUGUAGCCCAGAGGAAGUGAUGGACACCAUUGAUGAAGGCAAAUCCAACAGACAUGUGGCUGUCACAAACAUGAACGAGCACAGCUCCAGGAGUCACAGUAUCUUCCUGAUAAACGUCAAGCAAGAGAACACACAGACGGAGCAGAAACUGAGCGGGAAACUUUACCUGGUGGAUUUAGCAGGAAGCGAGAAGGUCAGUAAAACUGGAGCAGAGGGUGCUGUGUUGGAUGAAGCCAAAAACAUUAACAAAUCUCUUUCCGCACUGGGCAACGUCAUCUCUGCUCUGGCAGAAGGAACGACGUACAUUCCCUACAGAGACAGUAAGAUGACGAGGAUCUUGCAGGAUUCUCUGGGUGGAAACUGCAGGACCACUAUAGUGAUCUGCUGCUCUCCAUCCUCUUACAACGAGGCAGAGACCAAAACUACGCUCAUGUUCGGACAGAGAGCAAAGACCAUCAAGAACACAGUGUGUGUGAAUGUGGAGCUGACAGCCGAGCAGUGGAAGAAGAAAUACGAGAAGGAGAAAGAGAAGAACAAAACACUAAAGAACACCAUCACCUGGCUGGAGAACGAGCUCAACCGCUGGAGGAACGGUGAGAGUGUUCCCAUUGAGGAGCAGUACGAUAAGGAGAAGGCAAACGCUGAUGUUCUGGCCCUGGAUAAUGUGAUGAAUAAUGAUAAAAUCACCUCGUCUCCCAGCAUGCCCGGCCCUAAAUUCACUGACGCUGAGCGUGAGAAGUGUGAGGCUGAAUUGGCCAAACUCUACAAACAGCUUGAUGACAAGGAUGAUGAGAUAAAUCAGCAGUCUCAGCUGGCUGAGAAACUCAAGCAGCAGAUGUUGGAUCAGGAAGAGCUGCUGGUCUCAACGCGAAGGGACCAUGACAACCUGCAGGCGGAGCUCACCCGUCUUCAGAUGGAGAACGAGGCGUCUAAAGAGGAGGUGAAGGAGGUGCUGCAGGCCCUGGAGGAGCUUGCAGUUAACUAUGAUCAGAAGAGUCAGGAGGUUGAGGACAAGACCAAGGAGUUUGAAGCCCUAAAUGAAGAGCUCAACCAGAAAUCUGAUGAUGAGAUAAAUCAGCAGUCUCAGCUGGCUGAGAAACUCAAGCAGCAGAUGUUGGAUCAGGAAGAGCUGCUGGUCUCAACGCGAAGGGACCAUGACAACCUGCAGGCGGAGCUCACCCGUCUUCAGAUGGAGAACGAGGCGUCUAAAGAGGAGGUGAAGGAGGUGCUGCAGGCCCUGGAGGAGCUUGCAGUUAACUAUGAUCAGAAGAGUCAGGAGGUUGAGGACAAGACCAAGGAGUUUGAAGCCCUAAAUGAAGAGCUCAACCAGAAAUCUGAUGAUGAGAUAAAUCAGCAGUCUCAGCUGGCUGAGAAACUCAAGCAGCAGAUGUUGGAUCAGGAAGAGCUGCUGGUCUCAACGCGAAGGGACCAUGACAACCUGCAGGCGGAGCUCACCCGUCUUCAGAUGGAGAACGAGGCGUCUAAAGAGGAGGUGAAGGAGGUGCUGCAGGCCCUGGAGGAGCUUGCAGUUAACUAUGAUCAGAAGAGUCAGGAGGUUGAGGACAAGACCAAGGAGUUUGAAGCCCUAAAUGAAGAGCUCAACCAGAAAUCUCAGCAUGAGGGUGGAGGUCUCAUUGAUGAAGAGUUCACAGUGGCUCGUCUGUACAUCAGUAAGAUGAAGUCGGAGGUGAAGACUCUGGUGAAGCGCAGCAAACAGCUGGAAAGCGCUCAGACUGAGAGCAACAAGAAGAUGGAUGAGAACGAGAAAGAGCUUGCAGCCUGUCAGCUCCGUAUCUCUCAGUAUGAAGCAAAGAUCAAGUCCCUGACAGAGUAUCUGCAAAACAUUGAACAGAAGAAGAGACAGCUAGAGGAGAACGUUGACUCUCUCAAUGAGGAACUGGUCAAACUCAGCGCACAGGAGAAAGUUCAUGCCAUGGAGAAGGAGGAUGAGAUACAAAGUGCUAAUGAAGUCAAGGUUGCAGUUGAGCAGCAGAUUCAGAACCACAGAGAAGCUCAUCAGAAACAGCUGAGCAGCCUGAGAGACGAGCUGGAGACCAAGGAGAAACUCAUCACUGAGCUGCAGGAUCAGAACCAGAAGAUCAUGUUGGAGCAAGAGCGCUUGAAGGUGGAGCAUGAGAAACUCAAAGCCACUGACCAGGAGAAGAGCCGCAAACUGCACGAGCUCACGGUGAUGCAGGACAGAAGGGAACAGGCCAGACAGGAUCUCAAAGGCCUGGAGGAGACAGUGGCCAAAGAGCUGCAGACGCUUCAUAACCUGAGGAAACUCUUUGUUCAGGAUCUGGCCACACGGGUGAAGAAGAGCGCAGAGAUGGACUCAGAUGACACAAAAAAAAAAAUGCUGCUUUUAGAUUCAGCCAAGUGCUUACGGAAGGGAUCCAAGCCAAUCAGACCCGGUCAGCCCCCUGUCGCCUCUCCCACCCACCCCAAUGUCAACCGCUCAGGGGCGGGGCUCUUCCAGAACAACCAAUCAGUGGGCAUCCGUGGUGGAGGCGUAGUCAAACACUGUCGAAUGCUGAAUUUAAGCCCAGUAGCCCCAGCUGAAGCUGAUAUCACCCCAAAAAGCUGA
Messenger RNA from Sinocyclocheilus rhinocerous, 3240 nucleotides. Its product is annotated as kinesin-1 heavy chain-like. The transcript has 29 exons. The record is from RefSeq and is a predicted model, not a curated record. Bases 136 to 3240 code for a protein of 1034 amino acids. Gene Ontology annotation, biological process: microtubule-based movement. Gene Ontology annotation, molecular function: microtubule binding; microtubule motor activity; ATP binding. NCBI's taxonomy places the organism in Eukaryota, Metazoa, Chordata, Actinopteri, Cypriniformes, Cyprinidae.